Cadophora gregata is the source of this 864-nucleotide messenger RNA. RefSeq lists its product as uncharacterized. The transcript has 2 exons. The coding region runs from base 1 to 864 and encodes 287 amino acids. NCBI's taxonomy places the organism in Eukaryota, Fungi, Ascomycota, Leotiomycetes, Helotiales, Ploettnerulaceae. The record is from RefSeq and is a predicted model, not a curated record.
AUGAAGCCAACCUCACCACUCUCGCUCCUCCUCUUCCUCCAGCUUGCAUCUGCAGCUCCUCUCCCAGAGACUCUCUUCCCCUCCGACUGUCACUAUACAUCUUGCGCAGGGUUUCGCUCGGCGCUCCUCUCCUCCAAGCCAAAUACACCUCCUACCCGCCUCACAAGUCCUCACUUCCCUGCGCACCAGCUGUCCUCCCCCGAUACUCUCGAUGUAGACGCAUUCGAUAAUCGACCUUUCUCCCCCUCAGAGGAUAUCCGUCCCAGCGUCGCGCUGACCUCUGAUCGCCCUCUCUCCUCCAGCUUUCUCCUCUCCCUCGCCAACCCCGCGUCCAGCCCCUCCAUCCAAAAAGCACCGCAGUCAACGAGCUCGGAAGAUUCGCUUGCCUCGAAACCAACCAGCGCAUUACCGAAUCUGCGAAGGGAAGACGCGGAGAGGUAUUGGGCGUCUCUGCGACCUGCGAGUGGAAAGAAGGAGGACGAGGCUGUGGAGGACGAUGGCCAGCGCCGUAAAGUCGUGUGUGGUGCCACCGGUUUUAUCGCAGAGAGCUAUGUGUCUUUCCAUGGCGUACGUCUGGCGAGAGAUUAUAGCGACUUGAUGGUUGUCGGUAUCGUGGUGCUGUUCUUGGCUGCGGUGGUUGCGCUGGAACUGGUGGAGCGAAUUGAGCAUGUCGGCAGAUCUUACGGUCGUCGACGAACACGGAGGGGACAAAUAUUUUUGGAGGAUGAUGAGACGCUCGCAUACAUUGUGAAGAAGCCAGUAUCUCUACAGGCGGAUUCUUUACAAUAUCAGAUCUCACUGGGUCAACAUCAGGACGAGAAGGAGGCAUUUCAGUAUGAUAGCGAUGCAGCUGAAAAUGUUUGA